Messenger RNA from Aspergillus ruber CBS 135680, 741 nucleotides. RefSeq names its product F-box domain protein. Bases 136 to 567 code for a protein of 143 amino acids. The record is from RefSeq and is a predicted model, not a curated record. Lineage: Eukaryota; Fungi; Ascomycota; Eurotiomycetes; Eurotiales; Aspergillaceae. The transcript has a single exon. Gene Ontology annotation, molecular function: protein binding.
GCAGGAUUGCAGCAGGUUGGGGGAUUGCGAAAGAUCCAAAUCGACACCAUAGACCCCUGUACCGUGAAUGGUAUCGAGAAGUUACUCGACAGCCCUUCUAUAUCACCCCCAGGCGUGGGGAAAUACAAGGGAAGGAUGAAGAAUAACUUAACAUCAUCCACUACAUCUACCACAGCCCAACAAGCCUUAGUCAACAAGCAAAGAAUGUCCCGCACCGAUUGUUUCACCCGGCUGCCCUACGAGAUGGUGGAAGAGAUAGCGGCCCACUUACCAACGUCUAGUGUGCUCAGCCUCCGGCUGAUUUCACCAGCAUUUACUCCUCCAUUUUACAGUCAAAUUUUCUGGGCCACUAGGUUUCAAGCCAGCAGGGAACGGGGGUUCCUCUUCAAAAUCUGGCAGGGCCCAAGACAUCGCGAUUGGCGUGCCCUGUAUUACUUGACAAAUUCCACCAACCUUCCUCAAUCUUUGCAGAAUAGGAAACGGGUCUGGGACUUGGUCGAGCCUCUUGGGCAGGAAAUUUCUCUCGAAUGGGCAGAUUCGUCAACCCGACUUCGCACGGAAGGAUAACUGGAUGGGUCCCGCUUGAUGGCAGUAUACGGCGACCUCAGUGAAGUAGAAGAAAGCGAGCCCGCAUCAUAUGAACCUAGCCAGGUUCUUGACCCACAGGAGACUCUCAUACCGCGCAGAGUUUCGAAAUUUGGUGUCCCAAUCGUCCACGACGGUGACAUUAGCUAUAUCGCA